AUGGCUGUCAAUGGUGCGUCAGUGAAAACUUCAACAGAACUAGCAGAGUUUGAUGAAAUCUUUACUGAUCUUGUAGAAGAUUUGACAAGAACUGGACUCAAGAGCUCAGAGACCAAAGAUGCAUUUGAAUGGUUCAAAGAGGUUGUUCUAAUAUUCACUUCAUUUGUUUUCAUUUGAUUUAUCUAUAUAUGGGUAAAUAAAUUGUAAGUAAAAUAGCACUGCUAAAGAAAAUGUGGUUAACUGUUUAAACAUGACUUUCCUUCUUUUAGUUCCAUUUUUUUACGUUAAUGACUGUUUAAAUUUAAUUUCAGGUUUUAACAUACAAUGUUCCAUACGGUAAAAAGAAUCGGGGUAUUUCAGUCGUGUCCUCGUUUCGUCACCUAGGUGCAGAUCAGUCAGAUGAAGAUUUAAAGAUCGCAAGGGUCAUGGGUUGGUGUGUCGAGCUGGUAAUUCAUUGACUCUUUGCAGUCUGCCUUCUUUGCAUUGUGUCUGUUACAUUUGAAAAAUUUAACUGUUUAGAUAAAAGAGAAUUCAGUUUGUUUCCUUUGUGCACAUGGCUAUGGGUAGAAAGGUUAAAUCCUAAUGUGACAAUUAAAAUAAAGAGUAGUUAUCUUUUUUCUUCAUUAAGUGUAAUUAUGACAAUACAUCAUCUCAUGACAGAAAAUGUGAUACACAUUCACUUAAGGUUCACAGUGGAUUGUUGACUCCUUAUUUCACGUAUCUUUGCCUCAACAGCUUCAAGGUUUCUUUUUGGUAUCUGAUGACAUAAUGGACCAUUCUGUAUCCCGGAGGGGUCAGCCAUGUUGGUACAAACGAGUAAGGAUUAAUGCAACAUAUUUUUAACAAAUUUAUGCUCAAUGUAAUUUUUAGCUGUAGAUAAUUAAGGAGAUUUGUAGUUUCUCUUUGUGAAAUAUGAGAUGUCUUACUGUUUUAUUGACUAUGGGUGGUUUAAGUCAACAUUAGUUUUGUCCGUGUUGGUUGUUUAAACACCUACAUUGUACAUUGUCUCAAUCUUUAUAAACCAAAUUCACAAUUUUACAUAGCUGCAGUGUCUUUUUCCUAUUUGAUUUUUGUAUUUCACUUCCACCUACUUUCUUUCUGUUCUUCUGAUCUUUGAUUUCUUUGGGGACUUUUUACCCAUUAUUCUUUUCUUUCAUUUGAAGGUUUAGGUAGGAUAAAGAUAUGUUAUAUAAAUUAAAUUUAUAAUUAUUUUAAUGUUUUUUGUUGUACUGAUGAAGGCAUUUGCCAAAAUGUUUGAACCUGUCUAAUCAUAAUUAAAGCUCAACAUAAAUUGUUUUAUUUACAAAAUGUUUGUGUCUCAUUAAUCUACCGGUACCUAAUUUUUUAAACUGGUUUUUAAUGCAAAAACAUCUAUCAGCUUAGCUUAGAAUUGAAAGGUCUUGUGUAAUUUUCAUGUCAGUUAAGGAAAAACCUGUCAAACAUUUCAGGACACCACCAUUCAUUUGCACAUAUCCCCCCCCCAAGUGGCUUGUACAGCGUUCUUUAUAUGUGUCACCUUCUACUUUGAUUAUUUUAUUUUCAAUUUGCUCAUUUUAUGAAGCAUUAUGUUCUAUUUACUUCAUUUUUAAUUAUAAUUGCCUCUAAGAUGAUAGUGAAGCACAAUAAUAAUGUUCACUGUACUAUGAUGUUCUUUUUUUUUUUAAAUUUCAGGAAAAUGUUGGGUUGAUAGCAAUUAAUGAUUCCUAUUUCCUGGAGUGUGCAAUAUACCAGUUGCUGAAGAAGUAUGCCUCUAAAAAGCCCUAUUAUGUACAGCUUAUGGAACUGUUCUUGGAAGUAAGCAGCAUUGUUUGAUGUUUGCCUUAAGCCAUUUCGGGCAUCAUGUCUGUUACAUGUGUUUGUCAUGUCUAUGUGGAGCAUAAUUAAGAAUUUUAAAGAAAAUAAAAUAUUUUGUUAAAAUUUAAGUAUGAAAAGAUGGAGUCUCAUCCUGAUGGUUAGGUGGGGUUUCACGUUUCCUGGAAAUUGAACUACCAAUAUUCGACCAUGCAGGUCAAGACAGAGAUGCGUUAUCCACAUCUUUCUGUUUUGUGACUAGAUGGACAAGUUCCUACGAUGAAAUGGAUCACCUGAGACAAAAUAAGCAUUUCUAAACGGUGCCAACUUUGAAACUCUAUUGGCUUGAUAUAUGUUGUUGUGUUCAACAGCACACAUGCAGAAGAUGUUGUUUGUGUAUAUUUCAGACAACAUUUCAAACUGUAGUUGGCCAAUGUCUUGACAUGACGACAGCACCACCUGAAAGUGUGACAACAGACUUCUCUAAAUUCAGCAUGGAAAGAUACAGCGCCAUUGUCAAGUGGAAGACAGCUUACUACUCUUUCUAUCUGCCAGUUGCAAUAGCCCUUUAUAUGGUAGGCAGAGUUGUUCCAAAAAGGCACUGUUUGAUGCUAAAACAAUUAGCGGAAAUCUUAUAUUUAAUUAUAAAUGACAUUUAACUGAUUAACUAUCAGAUUAAAAAACCUGCUGUGCCCGAAUUAAAUCUAGUUCAAAUUUUCUCAUUUUAGAUGUAUGUACAUAUUCAGCUGUAGUUUUCUCAAUUAUAAACAUAUAAUGAUUAAUAAACCAUUUUGUAGAUAAUUGAAUUGUCCUUAAGAUAAAAUUAAAAAAUUUGUAAAGUUAAGUUUGGUCAGGAAAUUAUUAAUUGUUAAAUUAGUAUUUACCACAGAAAAACACCCCAAAAAAUGUAAAUGUGCCAACUUGCGUCUAAAUUUUAAAUUUCCAAGUAAUUUAAAGCCUUUUAUUUAGUGGUUUCCAAAUAGUGUAUCCAGUAAUAAGAAAAAUGCACCAAAGAACACAGAAAUUGAAUAAUAUUUCCACUUCCAAUCACUUUUAUGCCUUUAGUAACCCUGUCACUUGUUGCCACGGAAAACAUGUGGUAACAUUUUGUAACUAGCUUGGGAAAUAAAUCAAAAUUAAUUAACAGCUUGUUUUUUUAAAACAUUCUAUAGAUAGCAUGCGGUUUGAAUAUAAACAUCCAGACGGUAAAUUAAAAUCCCGAAGCAAAACAGGAAUGGAAUAAUAUAAAUAUUUGCCUCGAUUUAUUAUGAUAUGACCAUUGGCGCUACCAGCGGCUCGUGACCAUAACGGAAGAAACGCCGCGCCGCUCACAGCAGCGCAUGGUAGUUAACCAGUUAAAGCUUAUUCUAUUGCAAUUUUAUGAUUUCUUUCGUGGUGUCAAUUUAUGAUAUUUUUGUCUGCCCUCUGCAAUGAUAAAAACUAUCACUGAAUUCUUCUUCAAAUCUUUUAACUUAUCCUGGGCCAAUAUUUACACCGACCUAGGCAAUGCAGGACGGUAGUCAGCAUAUCUGACCCAACCGCUUGAUAACCUUUACCUUUCAAAAUUUUUUUUUUUUGGGCCUUUGAUCAGCUACUGUCGGCUGUGACCUGCCGGUAAGCUACGAUUGAUGAGGUUCCCUCCUUUCCUUGUCCACUUCAUCUUAUAUUUAUUACAUGUCGAUGACAUUAUUUUUAAAAAAAUGAAAGUUGGAUGUCUUGAAUGCUUGUUUGUCACCAUUCACAGGCUGGUAUUGCUGAUGAAGAUACUCAUGCCAAAGCCAAACUGAUAUUGUUAGAGAUGGGGCACUUUUUCCAAGUACAGGUCAGUAUCAGUGCAAAUACAGUGUAACUCCACAAUAAUGCAAAUUCAGAUAUAGUGCUGUCGUGGCAUGAUUCCUAAAAUUGUUUUGAUUCAUUUGUGCAUGAAAUAUUUUUUUUUUACUAAAAAUUCCAACAAUCUCAAAUCCACUAAUGCUAGUACAACUUCAACAGCACAUAGCUCCCUAAACAAAAAGACUUUAAAAAUCCCAAACAGUGCUCUUUUAAUCCGAUAUGAUUUCAUAAACCCCUAUUACCCUGUUACAGCAAGGCUACACUGCAUUGUUAUAUAGGAUUAUCUGCUCAGUUACUUGGGAUAUUUACUGCCAGCUAUAUUCCAUGUUACAGCAAGGCUACACUGCAUUGUUAUAUAGGAUUAUCUGCUCAGUUACUUGGGAUAUUUACUGCUAGCUAUAUUCCAUGUUACAGCAAGGCUACACUGCAUUGUUAUAUAGGAUUAUCUGCUCAGUUACUUGGGAUAUUUACUGCUAGCUAUAUUACUUAUUACCCUGUUACAGCAAGGUUUCGCUGCACUGUCAUAUAGAAUUAUCUGUUCAUUUACUUGUGAUAUUUACUGCUGGCUAUAUAUGUUGCAUGACUCAACUGAUCUCGUGGCCACUCGGGGAAGCGGAUGUUCCGAUGUAAUGUUGUUGUAAAAAUUGAUGCUUUGGAGGUGAACAAGUAAACGAACCAAAUAUUGGGGUCACUGCAUUUAACAUAUGUCAAGGCAAAUAUUUAGAUUGCCAUAUGGGAAAGCUAAAAAGAUACAAACAGAAUACAUAGUGUAAAAACAGUACAGAGUGGGUGAACAGCAUGAGGUUAUGAAAAUAUAUUUUGUGUGUAUCCACUUCUAACCUUUUACUUAGGGGAAGAGCGUUCGGAGUGAAAGCCUUUCUCCUUGCUUUACAACAGUACAAAACAGUCAGAGAAAAAGAGAUUUUAGCUCUCAAGCUUGACAGAAAGUAGUUGAAAUAUUUAACUACUACUUUACAACAGUACAAAACAGUCAGAGAAAAAGAGAUUUUAGCUCUCAAGCUUGACAGAAAGUAGUUGAAAUAUUUAACUACUACUUUACAACAGUACAAAACAGUCAGAGAAAAAGAGAUUUUAGCUCUCAAGCUUGACAGAAAGUAGUUGAAAUAUUUAACUACUAACCUUGCCCGCAGGAUAUCUCUAUACAUAAUGCCACCUCUGUUUGCAGGAUGAUUACUUGGACUGCUACAGCUCCUCUGAAAUUCUGGGUAAGAUAGGAACAGACAUCCAAGACAAUAAAUGUGGCUGGCUUAUUGUCAAGGCCUUGGAAGUGGCCAGUGAACAGCAGAGAAAAGAUUUGGAGGUAUGGGCUGACCUGGUUGAUUUUAAAAUUUAAUCUUUUUCAAGAAAAGAUUGGGUGGGUGUCUGGGCCAUGCUGGAAUGUGUCUGUCAUUACUGCUGGGUGUUGUAAAUCAAAUAGUAUGAAAUUUAAUUUAAUUAAUGAGACACAAUUUGUGUAAAUAAAACUAUAGGAUCAGCUUUAAUAUAAUUAUACAGAUGCAAGUGUAAAUUUUCGGCAAAUGCCUUAAUCAUUGCAGCAUUAAACAAAAACAUUCAAUUAAAUUUGCAUAAUAUAUAUAUAUAUAUAUAUAUAUUAUAUAUAUAUAUAUAUAUAUAUAAUACAUGUAUCUUACCUAAAUAAUACAUGAAUCUUACCAAAAAACAAAGCUGAGUAGAAUGGAAAGAAAGUGGGUGGAAUUAAAAUUUAAAAACCAAACAGGAAAAAAGACAAUGCAGCUAUGUAAAAUUGUGAAUUUGGUUUAUACCGUAUGGAGUCAACGUAGGAAAUCGUGUUAUUAAAUUUUUUUUCCCAUAUACAUUUCAUCCUGUGUAUUACUUGCAUACACUAUACCAGUAACUGCAAUGUCAUUAUGGUUAGCACUAUUGAAAUGCAUAGAAAAUGGACCAAGGACUUAUUGAUUGAUGUUGUAUAGGUGUACAGAUGUUAUACAUGAUAUAAAUGACACAUGUUUGAUCAUUUAAAAGUUAUCACACAAUGAAACAAAACAAUGAAUGAAAAAAUAUUGAAUUUAAAGUAAAAUAAAAACUUUUUAAAAGCUCACUGGGUUGGGGGAGGGGGGGGGGGCAUUGUUUGAACUAAAAAAUAAACUAUUCACCUAGCAUCUGUCACUUGGUCACUUCAUAUUGUGGGAUGAGAUCCACUGGUGGGUUUGUAGGUGGGACUUUCGGUCGCGGCGGAUGGAAUUGCUUUAAGAAAUAGUGUAUUUCUUGUCUGAUAUAAGGAUAAAUAAUAAUGAUUAGAUACGUUUGUUUUCUUGGGUUGAGUCAACUGUCUCCACCCUUAACAAUGUAGAGACAUCAAUUUAAUAUUUUAUUUGAGCAGCAAGCAUGAUAGGCAAAAGAAGGAAGUGAUUUCAGUUUCUGAAAGUUUUUAAUAAAAAUAAGUAUUUCAGAGUUUUAAAAAGUCAUUAUUACCAAGUUUUAUGAGGAACUUGGGCCAGGACAUUGCUUAUGAAGCUUUAAAAAAAAAUUAUCUCCAAUAUUUGUCAGUUCUCUAAUGCUUACUUGGAGUAGUAUUUUUCUAUGUAUAGUGAACAAUAUUCCUGGACAAUUAACAAAAAAAAAAAUAUGAGGAAGUUAAACAAAUGUACUGGCUUUUAUUGAGGGGAGACUAUCCAAAGGAUAUUUAUAUAGGCAUGAGUUUUAUCACUUUGGUGGGUAUUUUCAAAAUGUUGUGCUCUCCUGAACAACAAAAGCUGGUGAACAGAUUGGUUAGCUGAACACUACACAGGCAAUUAACCAGUACCUACUGUGAAUACAGUAUAAAGCUCUUCUCCCUGCUCCCCUGUUCACCAUUUCAUGUUAUAAACUGUACUUCUUUAUUGCAAUGCAUACAAUGUGGUUGUAAUUCUGUCUCCCCAGGCCAAUUAUGGCAAAUGGAAUGAUGAGUGCAUAGAGAAGGUCAAAAGCGUGUACAAAGAGCUGGGCAUUGAAGGCAUUUACCAGCAAUUUGAGGAGGAAAGCUACGCCAAGAUAACAGGUUUAAUAGAUUCAUUGGACCUCGGGGUGCCCAAAUCCAUCUUCCAUGACUUUGUGAACAAGAUAUACAAGAGGCAGAAAUAGUUGGCCUUGACUUACUAAACCUUGUGAGUUGUCCCGGAGGAUCCGAUGUUUCCUAGUUUGUGACAUGUACACGUGUGAGGAGCACAAAGAGAUGUUAAAUGGACUCAAAGUUAGAGGGCGAAAUAGUCUGUGUUAAAAGUCUUCGUCAGCAAACAGAAGCCACAAUAAGAAAUAUAAAAAUAUAUUCUAGGAAAUAAAUUAAUGUUGAGUAAUAACUGCCGUCUAUCCUUUAUAGUAUAUUUAAAGUAGAUAAAAACAUGUUGUUAUAGGGAAGAAGUAAUGUGACUGUUCUCAGUAAUUCUAGCUCUGCCAAUAUACAUAGAAGAAAUAAGUAUAACUACUACAGAAAUAUCUGUAGUAUUUUCUCAGUAAUUCUAUCACUGCCAUUUAGCUUAGAAGGAAUAAGGAAUAAUAUAUAUAGCAUGUUCUCAGUGAUUCUAGCACUGCCAGUACCACAGAAGCAGACCUGUUUACUCUUACGAUUUUGGCGUACAUUGUACGAUUUUGAGGUUUAUACAUUUAUACAUACUGUAUGUUUAUUUUUUUACAAUUAAUAUAAUGUAGUAAACAAUUUUGUGAUAUUGUACGAGUUUUAGAGUUUGAGGGUAAACAGGUCUGCAGAAGAAGUAAGGAAAUAUUAGCUAUAGGAUGUUCUCAGUAAUUCUACCAGUGCCGGUUAGCAUUGAAGAAAUAAAGGAAUAGCAUCUAUAUUAUGUUCUCAGUAAUGCCUGAUGCAGACCUGUUUACCUUCAAACUCUUUAAAUCGAACAAUAUCAUCACAAAAUUGUUCAAUACGUUAUAUUUAUAUUUUUAUAAAAAUAAACAUACAGUAUAUUAAGGUAUCUAUACACCUCAAAAUCGUACAUUGUACGCCAAAAUCGUAAGAGUAAACAGGUCUGCUGAUGAUCCAUGUUGAUUUGUCAUUGAUAAUAAACUCUUCACAUUGUAUUUUAUCUUUAAACAAAUUUUUUGCUGAUAAUUUUUAAACAUAAAUUUUUUUUAUAAUAAGUUUGAAAAUGUCAAUUUUUUUUUUUCGAAUGGUGGUCAGCUUUAAGUUUUCAUUUCCACCAUCGGAUACCUAAUUCCCAAGUGUUGCCCACCUCUGUGUACUUAUUCUGAUACAGUGGUGGGGGGAACCUUUCUUACGGUUAGACGUGGCACGGCUUAUGUCAGCUACAAAGAAGGAAUUGUGGCAGUACACAUUUAGUUAAUAGUUGUAUCUGGUCCAUUACAACAUGUUUACCAUAGUUAACUAAUGCAUCAGGGCCACCAUGACACCCAUGCCACACAGGCACUCACAGCCCACUGUUGGCACAGGAGCCAAGUCACCCCAGCAUCUGAACUGGAACCUUGGCAUUCAGGUUUGAUAGCAGGGUAGGAACUUUGAGAUAGAUAAGUGGGUUUUGGGUUGCAUUGUGUGCACUUGGUCUCUGAGAAGUUGGCCAUCAGGGGGCUGUGCGCUUGGUCUCUGAAAGGUUGGCCAUCAGGGGGCUGUGCGCUUGGUCUCUGAAAGGUUGGCCAUCAGGGGGCUGUGCGCUUGGUCUCUGAAAGGUUGGCCAUCAGGGGGGUGUGCAUGUGUCUCUGAAAGGUUGGCCAGCAGGGGGGCUGUGAUAGGUUGGCCAUCAGGGUGGUGUGCGCUUGGUCUCUGAAAGGUUGGCCAUCAGGGGGCUGUGCGCUUGGUCUCUGAAAGGUUGGCCAUCAGGGGGGUGUGCAUGUGUCUCUGAAAGGUUGGCCAUCAGGGGGGCUGUGAUCACAUAAAUAAAUGACAUGAGAUCACACCAGGGCAUUAAUGUGUGUGGUUGAUGUUACAUGAAGUCAUGUGUGAGCUGCUCACUGAAUCAACAGCUAGCUGUCUGAUCAAUGUCUGAUGGGUGCAAAUUGGAGGCUAGAAUGUAUUGAAUGAUUUUAAAAAAUCGGGAAGCAAGAGAACUUUAAUGUUAGAUAUAAUCGUACAUAUGAGAUUUUGUGUUUGUGCUAUGAAAUAGUGAUAUUCCUUGAUAUGUACUUUUUAAUUAACAAUUGUUUACACUUACUGAGUAUUUUUUGUCUGUUGGAUAGGUUUUAUGAGGCAGUCCUUAGUGGUAAUUGCAACUAUUAUUUUAUGUUCAUUUGGAAUAAAAGAAUUUAGCAUUUCUCAUAUAAAUUAUUAUUCCAGUUAUAAGAUUUGGGCCAUCGUUAAGGCAAGAAAGCACUCAUGAUUUUUAAAGAUGACUUAUGUUACUGGUAUUGAUUUUUAUUGAUACCAUUAACUGACAUGAUUUUUUUAACAACUGAUUUUUUUUUUAAAUUUUAAAAAAAUUGGUCAAAAUCCCAAAUUUCAAUUUGUAUGUUGAACCUGCUCUUAAGUUUAUAUGUAAAUGAUUAAUUCUUUAUUUUUAUUUUCAUAAUAAAAAUGUGCUGCAU
Molecule: messenger RNA, 9129 nt
Organism: Lymnaea stagnalis (great pond snail)
Lineage: Eukaryota; Metazoa; Mollusca; Gastropoda; Lymnaeidae
Source: the annotation of a GenBank genome assembly